UAGGUUGUUAACCAGAAUCGACGUCCAGUGGCAGGAAAGGAGGAACUUCAAACGGCGUCGUUGGCUGUCCCAAUUCACGUUCAGGGUUAGGGUUAGUGGUGUAAUGCGUGAUCUGGGACGAUGAAGCUGUUGGAGGAGUUGAACCAAUCUCAGAGAGUAGCAUUGGGAGGUCUAUUGGUGAUCCUGUUGCCAUGUUUCUUCCCCACUCUCUUCACUCCCUUGGGCCGUGCUUCCCCGUCCAUUUUCUCCGAAUGGAAUGCUCCAAAACCUAGGCAUUUACAGCUACUGAAGGGCGCCUUGCAACUCCAAACUCCUGAUAGGCAACAAGCCAAUCUCUGGUCUCCAUUAGCUAACCAAGGAUGGAAACCCUGUGUUGACUCUGCAGACACCCCUUUGUUGCCAAAGAAAUCUCAGGGGUAUGUCCAAGUAUUUCUUGAUGGAGGGUUAAACCAGCAGAGAAUGGGGAUCUGUGAUGCAGUUGCUGUUGCAAAGAUUUUGAAUGCAACCCUCGUGAUCCCUCACCUUGAAGUGAAUCCUGUUUGGCAAGAUUCAAGUUCAUUCACAGAAAUAUUUGAUAUUGAUCGUUUUAUUAAUGUCCUGAAAGAUGACAUUUUUAUAGCUAAAGAGUUGCCUAGCAAAUAUUCUUGGAGCACAAGGGAGUAUUACGCAACCGGCAUACGGGCUACUAGAAUUAAAACUGCACCUAUUCAUGCUUCAGCUAUUUGGUAUCUGGAAAAUGUCUUACCUGUAUUGCAGAGUUAUGGAAUUGCUGCUCUUGCCCCAUUCUCUCAUCGUUUGGCUUUUGACAACUUACCUGCGUACAUCCAACGCUUACGCUGCAAAGUUAACUUCAAAGCACUAGUUUUUGUUCCUCAUAUCAAACCAUUAGGAGAGGCCCUUGUCAAUCGCAUCCGAUAUCUGCCUAUUGAAAGCAGAGCAGGAGGGACUGAGUACCUGCAGGAUAGAACAGAUGAGAUUAACCACAAACAAGGGGCUGGGAAGUUUGUUGUGUUACAUCUUCGCUUUGAUAAAGAUAUGGCUGCUCAUUCAGCCUGUGAUUUUGGUGGAGGUAAAGCUGAAAAAAUGGCUCUUGCAAAAUACCGUCAAGUGAUUUGGCAGGGAAGGGUCCUAAAAUCUCAGUUCACAGAUGAGGAAUUGAGAAAUCAAGGGCGCUGCCCAUUGACUCCUGAAGAGAUUGGAUUGCUUCUAGCAGCUUUGGGCUUCAGUAACACUACCCGCCUCUAUCUUGCUUCCCACAAGGUUUAUGGUGGAGAGGCUAGGAUCUCAACUUUGCGCAAAUUGUUUCCCUUAAUGGAAGAUAAAAAGAGCCUUGCUUCUGCAGAGGAACUGGCGAAGGUUGAAGGGAAGGCUUCUUUAUUGGCUGCAGUUGAUUAUUAUGUGAGCAUGCACAGUGACAUCUUCAUCUCUGCUUCUCCGGGCAAUAUGCACAAUGCGUUGGUGGGACACCGAGCUUACAAGAACUUGAAGACUAUAAGACCGAACAUGGCAUUGUUGGGCCAGCUCUUCCUGAAUAAGAGCAUUGAAUGGUCAGAAUUUCAGCAGGCAGUUCUGAAUGGGCAUAAAAGUAGACAAGGGCAAAUCAGGUUUAGAAAGGAGAAUCAAUCCAUAUAUACAUAUCCUAUUCCUGAUUGCAUGUGUCAAGCUUAACUGUAAGAUCUGUUGAAGGUUGUAAUAAUUUAAGAAAUACUAUUCUUUUGUCUUUUCUAUAGUUGAUACUCUUGUAUUUUGCCUUUCCUGAUAUUCUGGGAAUGGGUCAUGUUCUGGAGGUUGCUGCAGUUAAAAGCUUACCUUAAGUGCUCAAUGCAGCAUCCAACUCAUUGUUAUCUCAGUCGCUAUGAUUGUGAUGGAGCUGCUUUUGUGCCCUCCGUGAUUCUCUGAGAUUGGGCUCAUGUUACAGUAGUUUUUGGUUUGUGCUUCUCUAUAA
Vitis riparia (riverbank grape) is the source of this 1945-nucleotide messenger RNA. Its product is annotated as O-fucosyltransferase 31-like. The transcript has 10 exons. Bases 121 to 1668 code for a protein of 515 amino acids. Lineage: Eukaryota; Viridiplantae; Streptophyta; Magnoliopsida; Vitales; Vitaceae. The record is from RefSeq and is a predicted model, not a curated record.